AGGGGUGAGAAGAAAGAAAGGAAUUAGGGUGAAGGAGAAAGAAAGGAAUGGGGAGUGAUUGGAGGAAAUCGAUGGGUAAUGUUAGAUCCUUUUUCGGAAACUUAACGGGAGGUUUAAGGGGUGGAAGCAAUUUGGCAUCUUGGGUCGUUGCCGGUACUUUAGCUUACUAUCUAUGGGUCAAACCCUCUCAGCAACUCAACAGACAACAACAGGAAAAGGCGGCUUUGGCUGCUGCAUCAGAUACUUAUCGUUAUGUUGAGAAGCGAAAACCUAUUCCUGAUCCACAGGAAACUGGAUUGAUAUACGGUAACAAGAACAAAACUAAAAGAUCUGAAGAAUAGCUUUGCGAGAAUUCGACGCCAUUCUGUAAGUUAGCUUGCAUAAUGCUCAGGGAAUUGUCAUCCCUUAGGAGUUACUGCUGCUCAUUGGCGUAUAGGAGCUUAUAUACUUGUACUUCUGAACUCAUUUUUUUUAUGGGGGCAAUAAUUAUCUAUACCUAGAAAAGAAAAUCAUGUAAGCUUUAAGUUUUUGUUGAUAGAAUGUAGCAUUUUUUUUGUUUUCAAGGUGAGAUUCUUGAAUAACGUUAUACUGUUUUCUCAACAUAAUGUUUUCUUCCUUUCAAUGUGAGCUACAUGAACAUUUUUGUUGAAUGUUCAAAGUUUAUAUGUAUUUGUUAACUGGUUACGGCCAGCUUCUAUUCUUAUGUUAACUAAUAAGGAUUUCUGUAUUAAGGGUCAUCAAAUUUCAAGAA
Messenger RNA from Lycium ferocissimum, 751 nucleotides. RefSeq lists its product as uncharacterized. The transcript has 3 exons. The coding region runs from base 48 to 341 and encodes 97 amino acids. The record is from RefSeq and is a predicted model, not a curated record. Lineage: Eukaryota; Viridiplantae; Streptophyta; Magnoliopsida; Solanales; Solanaceae.